AUGGUCAACGACCGGUGGAAGACCAUGGGCGGCGCUUCCCAACUUGAGGACCGGCAGCGUGACAAGCCGCAGCGGCUGAGCUGCGGCUACGUGCUGUGCACGGUGCUGCUGUCCCUGGCGGUGCUGCUGGCCGUGGCUGUCAUCGGCGCCUUGCUCUUCCUGAACCACGCCCGCACGCCCGGUACGGCGCCCCCGCCCGUCGUCAGCACCGGGCCGGCCGGCGCCAACAGCGCCCUGGUCACUGUGGAGAGGGCCGACAGCUCACGUCUCAGCAUCCUCAUUGACCCGCGCUGCCCCGACCUCGCCGACGGCUUCUCCCGCCUGGAGGGCGCGCAAGCCUCGGUGCUGCGGGCACUGAGCGAGCAGCAGGCCAGGCCGAGGCUGGCGGGCGAGCAGGAGCAGGAGCUGCUGGACACCCUGGCUGCACAGCUGCCCCAGCUGCUGGCCCGCGCCGCGGAGCUGCAGGCCGAGUGCGCCGGGCUGCGGAGGGGCCACGGCGCUCUGGGCCAGGGGCUCAGCGCCCUGCAGAGCGAGCAGGGCCGCCUCGUCCAGCUUCUCUCCGAGAGCCAAGGCCACAUGGCUCACCUGGUGAACUCCGUCAGCGAUGUCCUGGACGCCCUGCAGAGGGACCGGGGGCUGGGCCGGCCCCGUGUCAAGGCUGAUCUUCAGAGGGCGCCUGCCAGGGGAUCGCGGCCCCGGGGCUGCGCCAAUGGCUCUCGGCCACGCGACUGUCUGGACGUCCUCCUGAGCGGCCAGCAGGAGGAUGGCAUUUACUCCAUCUUCCCCACACACGACCCGGCCGGCUUCCAGGUCUACUGCGACAUGCAUACGGGCGGGGGCGGCUGGACGGUGUUCCAGCGCCGGGAGGAUGGCUCCGUGAACUUCUUCCGCGGCUGGCAGGCCUACCGGGACGGCUUCGGCAAGCUCACGGGGGAGCACUGGCUAGGGCUCAAGAGGAUCCACGCGCUGACCGCACAGGCCGCCUACGAGCUCCACGUGGACCUAGAGGACUUCGACAACGGCACGGCCUACGCCCACUACGGCAGCUUCGGCGUGGGCCUGUUCUCCGUGGACCCCGAGGAGGACGGGUACCCGCUCACCGUGGCCGACUACUCGGGCACCGCAGGGGACUCCCUCCUGAAGCACAGCGGCAUGAAGUUCACCACCAAGGACCGCGACAGUGACCACUCGGAGAACAACUGCGCCGCCUUCUACCGCGGCGCCUGGUGGUACCGCAACUGCCACACGUCCAACCUCAACGGGCAGUACCUGCGCGGCGCGCACGUCUCCUACGCCGACGGCGUCGAGUGGUCCUCCUGGACCGGCUGGCAGUACUCGCUCAAGUUCUCCGAGAUGAAGAUCCGGCCGGUCCGAGAGGACCGCUAGACCGGUGCCCUCAGGCCCCGCCCCCGCCCCAUCCCCAUGCCCCGCCCCGCCCCAUCCCGCUCCUGCUGGAAUGUUCCACCCGCCGGCGCAUGGCUGACCGGCUUGGGCCGGCUAACGACACUGAGUCACCCUGGGCGGGGAGGUCACACGUCACCUCCACGCUGUCCCCACCCGCCCAAUUUGCCUCUGCUGAUGAGGGGCCGAGCAAACGACCCCAUAUUCUACCUGCCAGACUUUGGCUCCCGGGCUGUCUGCCGUCUCCUGGCCGGGAGUCUGCCACGCGCCCGGCAGGCCCCUCCAGUCCGAACACGCGGAGUUACGGGGCGCGGAGAAGGGCAGACACACCCCUGGAGCCCCUUUAGCCGAUCAGAGCACAUGGAUCUUUCUGAGUCGGAUGGAUCCGAGGCCAGCUCCUCUGGCCCGCCUGCCCGGCCCCUCCCUCGUUUCCAUGGUGCCUGGAGCUCCCACCUCUCCCCCCAGGACUGGGGUGUGGCUGAUGCUGGGGCUGCCUGAGGCCUUGGGCUGGGGCGAUGAAUCCUGCCGUGACCCCAGGCCAGGCUGGCGCAGAUGCCUGCGGAGACUCACGCCCCGAGGUGACCCCCCCCCAUCCACCCUGUGUCCCCGCAGGCCUGGAGGUCUCCAGUCCCCUCGGCUGCCCUGCCCAGCCCCCUGCCUUCCUGGGGCAGCGCAGCCGCCCCGCCCAUGUUCUUCUGCCCCAGGAGGUGGAGGCAGGUCGUGUACCACUGGGCAGAUGAGGGCUUCUUGAUUUUCGGGGCUGCACCACCCCCACUACUGAUUUCCAGGGACUACAGGACCCCGGGCCUCCUGGGAGCAGGCCUGGAGUGUGGAGGCUGGACCUGAAGGGGUUUGGUGGCUGUCACCCCAUCAACCUGGAGACUGCUCUCUCAGUGGGGAGGUGGCCCCCUGCUGUGACUGUAGAUGCUGCCACCUCGGGUCGGGGGAAGGGACCUCACUGGGCAAAUGGGGGAGACCGAAGCACCGGCCAGGCCCUCAGAGGCAUUUUCUCAUUGAGUCUGCCCAGUGUGCUGUCAUUGGCGCCCUUCCCUCCUGGCCCCCAAGAACCACAGGUUCCCAAGGUCAGUGCUGCAAAGGGCAGGGUGGGUGCCAGCCCUCAACCCUGCUCAGCAGCCUCAGGCCCCUGACGCCUGUGUGGUCAGAACCGAGUGCAGGGCUGUUUCUCGAGUUCCCGUCUAGGAGGACCUGAUGGGAGCCUGUGAGAGGGCUAGGGAGUCAGCCU
Equus quagga is the source of this 2644-nucleotide messenger RNA. RefSeq names its product fibrinogen C domain containing 1 (gene FIBCD1). The coding region runs from base 1 to 1386 and encodes 461 amino acids. The transcript is spliced from 7 exons. Lineage: Eukaryota; Metazoa; Chordata; Mammalia; Perissodactyla; Equidae. The record is from RefSeq and is a predicted model, not a curated record.